UGCUUCGUAAUCCUGAUGAAUGAGCCGCUUCGUAAUCCUGUCAGAAUCACUGCUGCCAUCGGAGAAUCGGAGGUCGGUCCAUUGGCGGUCUCUGACUGGCUGACGUCAGGCCUGAGGUGUGCAAACUGCAGUGUCGGUGGAGGAAGGGGCUCCGUCCGUCGCUUUCGCUCGCCAAAAUUAGUGGGGAAACGGAAGAAAUGGAACGGAAGAUGUAUAAAAAGUGAGCGAUCACGCGCAGUUUCCUCCCGCUUACUGCUUCGAAUCGACGACGCUUUGCCAUCUGCUGCCUUGCCGUCUCUCGAUUCGAGUGAUCCAUCUGCGGUGCGGUGCCGUGCUUUAGCUAUCCGGCCAGCUCCGUCGAUCGUUUCCCCUCUAUCGUUCUUGGGGUGCGGAGAUGGCGGUGGAGAACAAGCACUUCAAGUACGUCAUCCUCGGCGGCGGCGUCGCGGCGGGGUACGCGGCGCGGGAGUUCGGCAAGCAGGGCGUCAAGCCUGGCGACCUCGCCAUCAUCUCCAAGGAGCCGAUGCUGCAAGACUGCCAGGGUUUCACACGUGUGUCGGGAGCGGCGGGGAGAGACUGUUGCCUGAAUGGUACUCAGAGAAAGGCAUUGAGCUGAUCCUGAGCACUGAGAUUGUCAAGGCUGAUCUUGCCUUAAAGACACUGACCAGUGCAGCUGGAGCAACCUUCACCUAUGAGACCUUGCUCAUUGCCACUGGCUCCUCGGUCAUAAAGCUCACUGACUUUGGUGUCCAAGGAGCAGAAUACAACAACAUAUUGUAUCUAAGGGAUAUCAACGAUGCUGACAAGUUGGUCGCAGCUAUGCAAGCAAAGAAGGAUGGGAAGGCUGUGGUUGUCGGAGGUGGUUACAUUGGUCUUGAGCUUAGUGCAGCCUUGAAAAUCAACAACUUUGAUGUCACUAUGGUGUACCCUGAACCGUGGUGCAUGCCCCGUCUCUUCACUGCUGGCAUUGCUCAUUUCUACGAGGGCUACUAUGCUAACAAAGGGAUCAAGCUUGUGAAGGGCACUUAUGCUGGUGGUUUCGAUGCUGAUGCGAAUGGAGAUGUUACGGCAGUCAAGCUGAAGGACGGAAGAGUGCUCGAAGCUGACAUUGUCAUUGUCGGUGUCGGUGGCAGGCCAUUGACGGGUCUCUUUAAGGGCCAGGUUGCCGAGGAGAAAGGUGGAAUCAAGACCGAUGCAUUCUUCGAAACAAGCGUUCCCGGCGUAUACGCCAUCGGCGAUGUGGCUACCUUCCCGCUAAAGCUCUACAACGAGCAGAGGAGAGUGGAGCACGUCGACCACGCCCGGAAGUCAGCCGAGCAGGCCGUGAGGGCCAUCAAGGCGAAGGAGUCCGGUGAGUCAGUCGCCGAGUACGACUACCUGCCCUACUUCUACUCUCGGGCGUUCGACGCCGCGUGGCAGUUCUACGGCGACAACGUCGGCGACGACGUGCUGUUCGGCGAUAACGACCCGGCCGCGGCAAAGCCCAAGUUCGGCAGUUACUGGGUCAAGGACGGCAGGGUCGUCGGCGUGUUCCUGGAGGGCGGGUCGGCCGACGAGAACCAGACCAUUGCCAGGGUCGCCAGGGCCCAGCCGCCGGUGGCCGACGUCGAGGUGCUCAAGAAGGACGGGCUCGACUUCGCUGCCAAAGUCUGAGCUCUUCUGCAGGUGUAAAGAACUUAUGCCAGUUUUAGCCUCUCUCUUGGCACUCUUUAUUAAAGCUUUCAUCACUUCGAUGCUUCAUACUUCAUAUAGUUGUUAGUUCCUACAUAAAAAAAAAAAAAAUUGAAUUGUGAUUGAGAUGUUGAGAGUAGAACCGCUGUGGCAUGAUCCGAAUAAUGUAUGUAAUUUCUAGCAUCUUUGUUCAUAGUUUGUAUACUGUAUCGAAUUCGGCAUUUCUUACUUCUUGCUACCUUUUUAUUGCCAUCUUUCUGAUGGUCGAUCAAAUUGCAGUUAAAACAAA
Molecule: messenger RNA, 1960 nt
Organism: Phragmites australis (common reed)
Lineage: Eukaryota; Viridiplantae; Streptophyta; Magnoliopsida; Poales; Poaceae
Product: monodehydroascorbate reductase 4, cytosolic
Exons: 9
Coding region: 16-1653 (545 amino acids)
Cellular component (GO): cytoplasm
Molecular function (GO): oxidoreductase activity, acting on NAD(P)H; flavin adenine dinucleotide binding
Source: RefSeq, a predicted model, not a curated record